Molecule: messenger RNA, 294 nt
Organism: Coniosporium apollinis CBS 100218
Lineage: Eukaryota; Fungi; Ascomycota; Dothideomycetes
Exons: 2
Coding region: 1-294 (97 amino acids)
Source: RefSeq, a predicted model, not a curated record
AUGGACUCCUUCGGCAGCGGCGCAUCCUCCAACCUCGACCUCACCAAACUCUCGGACAGAGACAAGCAGGAGCUGCAGCAGUUCGUCGUCAACGAGUCGCAGAAGGCGAGGAUACAGCAGUCGAUACACUCCCUCACCGACAUCUGCUUCCGCAAGUGCAUCACCGGCAAGAUCUCUUCGGGCAAGCUCGACCGCUAUGAGGAGCCGUGCAUGCAGAAUUGUGUCGAUCGGUUCAUAGAUGCCAACAAUAUCAUUUUGAAGAAUCUGGAGAGUAUGCGGACGGCUGGAUCAUGA